AUGAAAGCUACCGAAGAAUGGAUUGAUGAAGUCAAUGCAAAGGCUCAAGUUAUCCUAAUUGCAUUUCCUGGUGCCAUUAAUCAGAGCGGUUCAGGACCUCCAACCACCCAGAUUGACACAUUCCAGAUUAUGAGCAUCAACUGCGGGAACGUCUACGACAGUGAGGUCCCCUACGACUGCACCCUUCCUUACUCCUGCGUCCUCCACUACUACUGUGUCCCCCAAUACUACUUAGAAUAUAAAGUCUUUGCAUGGCGAACACAGACAAUUAUCAGCGAUGAAAAAGUUAGGGUUCAAGAUUCUCACCAAUAG
Penicillium manginii is the source of this 312-nucleotide messenger RNA. RefSeq lists its product as uncharacterized. Lineage: Eukaryota; Fungi; Ascomycota; Eurotiomycetes; Eurotiales; Aspergillaceae. The record is from RefSeq and is a predicted model, not a curated record. The transcript has a single exon. Bases 1 to 312 code for a protein of 103 amino acids.